AUGGGCGGUGCAAGCAGAGAAGGCGGCAAGGUCAAGCCCCUCAAGGCGGCCAAGAAGGACAAGAAGGAGCUCGACGAUGAUGACCUCGCCCACCAGGCCAAGCUCAGAGCCGAUGCCAAGGCCAAGAAGGAACUGAUGGAGAAGGCCAAGGGCAAGGGUCCCCUGAACACCGGUGCUCAGGGUAUCAAGAAGUCGGGCAAGAAAUAG
Messenger RNA from Aspergillus sclerotioniger CBS 115572, 207 nucleotides. Its product is annotated as translation machinery-associated protein 7. NCBI's taxonomy places the organism in Eukaryota, Fungi, Ascomycota, Eurotiomycetes, Eurotiales, Aspergillaceae. The record is from RefSeq and is a predicted model, not a curated record. The coding region runs from base 1 to 207 and encodes 68 amino acids. The transcript is spliced from 3 exons.